Aspergillus udagawae is the source of this 1980-nucleotide messenger RNA. Its product is annotated as ankyrin repeat and protein kinase domain-containing protein. Gene Ontology annotation, biological process: protein phosphorylation. The record is from RefSeq and is a predicted model, not a curated record. Gene Ontology annotation, molecular function: protein binding; ATP binding; protein kinase activity. The transcript is spliced from 3 exons. The coding region runs from base 1 to 1980 and encodes 659 amino acids. Lineage: Eukaryota; Fungi; Ascomycota; Eurotiomycetes; Eurotiales; Aspergillaceae.
AUGACCUUUGCUCCCGGCAAUGAUAUUGAAGAAGGGAGCAAUUUGAGUUUCGAAGAUGGCUGGAGAUUACCAUUUCUUCCAGCAGAAUCCCAACCUCGCGGACGGGGAGGGUUUGGACUGAUCACCAGGGAAGUGAUCGCUGCGAGACAUUAUUACCGCUCUGGGAAUUACCGCUAUGGGAAUAACGGUGGUUUCGAGACCGACGUCGAGGUUGCUCGCAAACGCUUCGAUUCCAAGCUGGAUUUCGAUCGAGAGAGAUUAAACCUUGAAAGAAUUCGGGAUAGCGUAGCCCAGCAUAAGCGCAUCGUUCUCCCUAUUGCGACGGUUACCAUCGGACACCAGUUCAACAUUCUUUUCCCCCUCGCGAGAAUGGACCUCAAGAAGUUCCUUGAGGGUGGACUAAUAUCCCCAGAGCAGUGCGACAUGAACGAGAUGAUAGACGAAGCGACACAUCUGGCAGAUGCGCUAGAUCACCUGCAUAACCGACUAGGCGUCUUCGUUCGGGGAUACCACAUGGAUCUGAAGCCCGCCAACAUCCUAGUUUAUGGGUAUCCUGAGCCCCAAAGACAGCAUGGCGUUGGGAAAUGGAUGAUCACCGACUUCGGUCUCUCAAUCAUCGAGCGCCUAGACUGUGGAGGUAGCACUGAUGGCCUUCGUAGGGAUCCUGACACGGAGACGAUGACCCGGCUACAGCGAAUGGAAGGCGCCUAUCGGGCACCGGAGGUUGGCGACGGCCGAAUAAGUCGGCGAAGCGAUGUCUGGUCAUUUGGGUGCAUAUUGGUGCGGGUUUUCGCAUUUAAGCUGGACGGGAUCCAGGGACUUCAGAGGUUGGAUGAACUCCGCCGGAUGAACGAUGACGGGGUUGGGCCUUAUUGCGAUGAUUACUUCGCUCGAGGAUCCCCGCUGGACGGCCAUGUCCUCAAUCCGCAUAUCGAGAACUGGAUCAGGAACCUACCAUAUCACCGUCGAGCUUACAGUGACGAGUUCCUUCGCAACUGUGCUGAAUUACUUUUGUCUACUCUGAAGAUUAACAAGACCGAUCGGCCGGAUGCAAAUAAAGUCAAAGAUGCCCUAGGGAGCCUCAAAGUUGCUCUUCACAGAGACCCCCGACCCUCGUCCUCGCUCGAGUCGAUUUCGGAACAUCGUUCCGAAGGACCAGAUCCCUUUCAAUCGCGAAGCUCGUCCGUGUCCGAUCAGCUGUCCCCGCCUAUAUUCAGUCCCGUUGUGGGCCUUGCCAUCAUGACGGAGGAUUUGGUUGAUGCGAUAAAGAGGAACGACCUAGGUGGCGUUGAGAGUGUUUUGGGUCCGAACAUAGAUAUUGACAAGCCCGAUAAAGACGGAAACACACCCCUAGGAAUUGCCGUCACUCUGCGAAACGAGACACUUGUUCGGCGUCUGCUCGAGGCCAACGCCAGUGUCGAUGCAAGGGAUGUAAAGGGUAAAACACCCCUGAUGAUAGCAGUACGCAACGGUCACAUUGAGAUGGCUCGAUUGCUAUUGGCGAUGGACGCAGAUUGUACGGUUUACUCGGAUGAGGGGCUCACGUGUCUUCAUUAUGCGACCCUGAAUAACGUCGAUGUGAGUCUUCUUCGACUGUUAAUCGAUCAACGAUUUCAGUCCGUCAGCGUCGACAUUCCGACGAAAGGGCCCGAGCAGGAGACACCCCUGAUGAUGCUAAUCAAGCACUUCGUUGAUAACGAUUCGUGGGAAGACAAGUUCAUGGCCUUAGUUGACGCCGGCGCAGACGUCAACCGACGCAAUGGAUUCCGAACAACGCCGCUGCGAUGUGCCGUGAGCGAGGGCUUUAUCAGAGCCGCCAAUUUGCUUAUUGAGAAUAAGGCUAAUUGGGAAGAUUUCUCUACAGUCCCCGGCAGAACACACGCCAUGAGCAGGUUACUGGAAGGGGCUUGGCCGUCACGACGGCAGAGUAUUCCUCGUGGUAUAUCGCGGUAUUUCUUUUGGAGGAGGAGCGGCCAUUAG